CUGCUCGCGCCCAAAAUGGCGCCACCGCCCCGCGCGCCCCCGGCGGCCGCCGAGCCCGUGCGCGCGCCCUGCGGGGCGGGGGCGCCGGGAACGCGGCCGGGCGCGGGCGCGCGCGCAGCUUCACGGCGGCUGUGCGCAUGCGCGGCGGGGGCGGGCUCUGCCGAGCACGGAGCUGCAGCCGCGGAGCCGGACGUGUCCGCGAAGAUGGCGGGCCGGAGUAUGCAAGCUGCAAGAUGUCCUACAGAUGAAUUAUCUUUAACUAACUGUGCAGUUGUGAAUGAAAAGGAUUUCCAGUCUGGCCAGCAUGUGAUUGUGAGGACCUCUCCCAACCACAGGUACACGUUUACUCUGAGGACCCAUCCAUCAGUGGUUCCAGGGAGCAUUGCAUUCAGCUUACCUCAGCGAAAAUGGGCUGGACUUUCUAUUGGGCAAGAAAUAGAAGUGUCCUUAUAUACAUUUGACAAGGCCAAACAAUGUAUUGGCACAAUGACCAUUGAGAUUGAUUUCCUGCAGAAAAAAAGCAUUGACUCCAACCCUUAUGAUACUGACAAGAUGGCUGCAGAAUUUAUUCAACAGUUCAACAACCAGGCAUUCUCAGUGGGACAGCAGCUUGUUUUUAGCUUCAAUGAAAAGCUUUUUGGCUUACUGGUAAAGGAUAUUGAAGCCAUGGAUCCUAGCAUCCUGAAGGGAGAGCCUGCGACAGGUAAAAGACAGAAGAUCGAAAUAGGACUGGUUGUUGGAAACAGUCAAGUUGCAUUUGAAAAAGCGGAAAAUUCAUCACUCAACCUUAUUGGCAAAGCUAAAACCAAGGAAAAUCGCCAGUCUAUCAUCAAUCCUGACUGGAACUUUGAAAAGAUGGGAAUAGGAGGCCUGGACAAGGAAUUUUCAGACAUUUUUCGACGAGCAUUUGCUUCCCGAGUAUUUCCUCCAGAGAUAGUGGAGCAGAUGGGUUGCAAACAUGUUAAAGGCAUCCUGUUAUAUGGGCCCCCAGGUUGUGGUAAGACUCUGUUGGCUCGACAGAUUGGCAAGAUGUUGAAUGCAAGAGAGCCCAAAGUGGUCAAUGGGCCAGAAAUCCUUAACAAAUAUGUGGGAGAAUCAGAGGCUAACAUUCGUAAACUCUUUGCUGAUGCUGAAGAGGAGCAAAGGAGGCUUGGUGCGAACAGUGGUUUGCACAUCAUCAUCUUUGAUGAAAUUGAUGCCAUCUGCAAGCAGAGAGGGAGCAUGGCUGGUAGCACAGGAGUUCAUGACACUGUCGUCAACCAGUUACUGUCCAAAAUUGAUGGGGUAGAGCAGCUGAACAACAUCUUAGUCAUUGGAAUGACCAACAGACCAGAUCUGAUAGAUGAGGCUCUCCUUCGACCUGGAAGACUGGAAGUUAAAAUGGAGAUAGGCUUACCAGAUGAGAAAGGCCGACUACAGAUCCUUCACAUCCACACAGCAAGGAUGAGAGGGCAUCAGUUACUCUCUGCUGACGUAGACAUUAAAGAGCUGGCUGUAGAGACCAAGAAUUUCAGCGGUGCUGAACUGGAGGGUCUGGUGCGAGCAGCACAGUCCACUGCUAUGAACAGACACAUAAAGGCCAGUACUAAAGUGGAAGUGGACAUGGAGAAAGCAGAGAGCCUGCAGGUGACAAGAGGAGACUUCCUUGCUUCUUUGGAGAAUGAUAUCAAGCCAGCAUUUGGCACAAACCAAGAGGAUUAUGCAAGUUACAUUAUGAAUGGUAUCAUCAAAUGGGGUGAUCCAGUUACUCGAGUUCUAGACGAUGGGGAGCUGCUGGUUCAGCAGACUAAAAACAGUGACCGUACUCCAUUGGUUAGCGUCCUUUUGGAAGGCCCUCCUCACAGUGGGAAGACGGCUUUAGCUGCGAAGAUUGCAGAGGAAUCCAACUUCCCCUUCAUCAAGAUCUGUUCUCCUGAUAAGAUGAUUGGCUUUUCUGAGACAGCCAAGUGUCAGGCCAUGAAGAAGAUUUUUGAUGAUGCAUACAAAUCCCAGCUCAGUUGUGUGGUUGUGGAUGACAUUGAGAGACUGCUUGAUUAUGUCCCUAUUGGCCCUCGGUUUUCUAAUCUGGUGUUACAGGCUCUCCUUGUGUUACUGAAAAAGGCACCUCCUCAGGGCCGCAAGCUUCUUAUCAUUGGGACCACUAGCCGCAAAGAUGUCCUUCAGGAGAUGGAAAUGCUUAACGCUUUCAGCACCACCAUUCACGUGCCCAACAUUGCCACAGGAGAGCAGCUGCUGGAGGCUUUGGAGCUUUUGGGCAACUUCAAGGAUAAGGAACGUACCACGAUUGCACAGCAAGUCAAAGGAAGGAAGGUCUGGAUAGGAAUCAAGAAGCUACUGAUGUUGAUUGAGAUGUCCCUACAGAUGGAUCCUGAAUACCGUGUGAGAAAAUUCUUGGCCCUCUUAAGAGAAGAAGGAGCUAGCCCCCUUGACUUUGAAAAUGGACUGUUUGCAAACACACAGUGACCAAGGGAAAGGACCAAGGUGAAGAUGGCUUGAGAUCUUCCCUCGAUUUAUUCAAGAUACUGGAUGACCUUCACCACGUGCUCACUCUGCAUGAUUAGUGCAAUAAAACUUCCUUCCGUAUGCUUAUUGAGAUAUUCUGCUGUUUUGUGGAAGGUGCAAAUUUGCUUUAGAGCGCUGUGCUUACCUUUCCUUGCAAGCUAAGGUGAUUCCUUCCUCCUCGGUCUUUCAGUGUGGGAGACAUACUGUACUUGUGAACACUACACGUUUUAAGCUCCCCGCCACCACCACUACCACCCAGAAACCUCUCAAUAAUCGUGAUGAUGUUGCAAAACAACACUUGACCUGUUAGAAGGGAGACUUUCUACGUGUAAAUGAGGAACAGUGAGUGAGCAAGGGCAUGGCUUCAGAGGGUUAUCGCCCAACUUCCCUAUGCUGACACUAAAGAGAACUGGGUAUUUGGUUAGAAGUUCUCCCAGAAAACUGUCUCUUACCUUUGCCUGAAGAAACAGGGCUUUGAAUUUCUAAGAUGCUCUUCUCCGUCAUUUUCAGACAUGUGUCCAAGUUUCAAUCAGGAGAUCUUUCUUAAGAAAAAGUCAGAUCGUAACUGGUGGCUGUGACAUCCCCUUAAUGUAACUAAUUUGCUCUGUCGUAAAAGAUAUGCUAAUCAUUACCACUUCUCAGCACUAAUUAGUGUCCAACUCUAAAUGGGUCAAUUCCUUAGUAUAAUAUUAAAAGCAUGUUAGUAUCACCACUUUUCUUUUUUCCUUAACUUAAUGGCUUACUUAGAAUGCAUCCUUCCUUUAUUUUAAAUGAUCUGUACUAUCUAGCAUCUAAAUAAAACACUAUUCUACAGAAAAAAUAAACCUCUUUCUAGCCCUGUCCCCUUGGUCCUUUAACGUCCAUUCCAAUACAUUUCACACGUUUCCUUUAGCCUCUCCAUGCUGCUUCAAAGGGGAGGAGGUGGGUGGUUUGUCUCAGGACUGAGUUAGAGGGAGUUUGACUAGGUCACCGUGUUUGGUGGUGAGAUUUAGGGAGCAUGCCACUCUCCCCACUGCUGCUGAACAGGCGAGGACAGGCCCUCAGAAGCCGCCUGAAGGUGCUUACCGCCACCCGCCAGGCUUAUUGCCGCAGGGGCACUUGGGGGUAGCAUUGUCAUUUGUCCCCAUGGUAGAAGGCAAAUUAUCUCCAGGUCUUGCUAUCUGUAUAUUUUUGGUAGACUUCGAUGUCGUGUUGACUUUGUUUUGGGUUUUCAUCCCUAGCUUAUUUUGUGGCUUUUUAAACAGUGGAUUGUAUUGUGAAAUUCUGUGAUUCCUGGUGACCAGUGUCCUGGAUUCCCUUAUCUAUUUUAGAUCUUUUCCCUUCCCACAAAAGCAAACAUUGUAUUAAUUUAUGUCUCUUGUUAAAUGAGGUUAAUGUCUUUGUGUUUUGUCUAAAACUAUAUUGAAAAAUAUAAAUAUUAUAUUGUUUAAUGCAAAUGAAGGAAUGCAAUAAAGAGUACAUAUACUUGAAAACA
This is a messenger RNA of Equus caballus (horse), 3976 nucleotides long. It is a transcript of the gene NSF, whose product is annotated as N-ethylmaleimide sensitive factor, vesicle fusing ATPase. Gene Ontology annotation, cellular component: Golgi stack. The record is from RefSeq and is a predicted model, not a curated record. NCBI's taxonomy places the organism in Eukaryota, Metazoa, Chordata, Mammalia, Perissodactyla, Equidae. Gene Ontology annotation, molecular function: ATP binding; ATP hydrolysis activity. Gene Ontology annotation, biological process: SNARE complex disassembly; intra-Golgi vesicle-mediated transport; Golgi to plasma membrane protein transport.